UAGAUCAACGAUACUAGCACAGCAUGCCCUCGAUUUGGCGGGCAUUGUCGGACCCGGACGUGAACCAUCAGCUUCGGUUCAGAUCAAACGUCUCGGUCGACGAGGAAUCGGAGAGCCUCGUGCGGCGGGUGUUUUUGAGCUCAUCCUCAGCAGAAUCGAACGCAAUCAAAUGAUCUCAGCUCUCGACGGUUCCAGCGUCAAGAAAGUCGCAGCGGGAGACCGAGAGAGGGCGACUUCCUCGUUCUUCCACCUUCUCUCGGCGCCAAGCAGCAUUCCUCGUGGCAGUCGCGGCAACCCACCAUCGCAAUGAACCGCAUUUUUCCUUCCCGUGUUGGGUUCGGUGCUGGGCCUCUCGCCCAUAAUCUGUUUGUCGAAAUGCCGCUUAGGCAGUCUCCAUGUGGGUAGUCGCCACGUGUGUUGCCGCCUUUCGAGGACACUUGGGUACCCCACUUCUCUCGCGACAUGCACGAACCGGAUUUCCAAGGAUGGGGCGACGUGAUCAGGGACUACUGCGCCAACGCCCGGCACAAGGAAGCCGUCUCAUUCUUCCUUCAAAAGGUCCGGUCUUCCUCUGUUUUCAAACCCAAUUACCAAGUCCUUUCGUCUGUUCUCAAAUCCUGUGCCGGCCUCUCGGCCCUCCACUUGGGAAAGACUCUUCAUGGCCAUUCGUUGAAGCUGGGCCAUCUUGCUUGCUUGUGUAUAUCGAAAGCGCUGCUUAACUUGUAUGCAAAGUCCGGAGCUUUGGAUGACUGCCGGAAGAUGUUCGGUCAGAUCCGUAGCCCCGAUAUCGUCCUGUGGAACAUUGUAUUGUCUGGGUUUGCUGGGUCCAAGGGGCUUGAGGCUGAGACAAUGAGGAUGUUUAGUAAAUUGCAUCUUGUCCAGGACCCCAAGAUGAGCUCUGUCACCGUUUGCAUCGUCCUUCCUUUAUGUGCUCGAUUAGGUGAUCUGGAUGCAGGGAAGAGGGCGCAUUCAUUUGUCAUUAAAUCUGGCUUGGACUCGCACACCCUCGUGAGAAAUGCACUGAUCUCUAUGUACGCAAAAUGUGGGCGAGUUAUGACUGAUGCUUACGCUGCAUUCACCUGCAUCCCUGACAAAGAUGUUGUUUCAUGGAAUGCAGUCAUCGCUGGCUUUGCAGAGAAUAAGUUGAUGAAUGAUGCCUUCAGAAUGUUUCGUUGGAUGCUGAAAGGAUCAGUGGCACCCAAUUAUGCGACGAUUGCAAAUGUUUUGCCUGUUUGUGGUUCUCUGGAAAAGAGCACCGCCUACUACAUUGGAAGACAGAUACAUUCUUUUGUGUUGCAACGAACUGAGCUUGCAGCAGAGGUCUCUGUCUGCAAUGCACUUAUGACAUUCUACUUAAGGAUUGGACUGGUGCAAGAGGCAGAGACCUUAUUCAGACAUAUGAAAGUGAGAGAUUUAGUUUCAUGGAAUUCAGUCAUAGCAGGAUAUGCAUCAAAUGAUGAAUGGUCAAGAGCACUGCAGCUUUUUCACGAACUAGUCUUGACUGAGAGAUUUACCCUAGAUAGUGUCACUCUUGCUAGUGUUCUCCCUGUUUGUGCACAAUUAAGACAGAUUCAGUGGGGCAAACAAAUCCAUGGAUACGUACUUCGACGACCUCACUUAUUUGGGGAUACAACGGUGAUGAAUAACUUGGUUCAUUUUUAUGCAAAAUGCGAUGAAGUGGAGGCAGCUUUUGUGUCAUUUUUGAUGAUUUCAAGUAGAGAUGUGGUAUCUUGGAACACGAUGCUCGAUGCCUUCAGUGAGAGAGGAUUUCAUAGCCAGUUUCUGGACCUUUUGAGCUGGAUGCUCAAAGAAGGAACUAAACCUGACUCUGUCACCAUGCUUAUCUUAGUAAAUUUCUCCAUUUCAGUCUCGAGAUUACAAUUUGUCAAAGAAUUACACGGAUACAUUGUCAGGUCUGGUGUUUUGCUAGGGGAGAAAGUGUCCACUAUUGGAAACGCAAUGCUUGAUGCAUAUGGUAAAUGCGGUGACGUGGAUGGUGCCUCAAAGAUUUUUAAUAGUUUAUUCAACAAACAAAAUUUAGUCUCAUACAACUCAAUGGUGUCUGGAUAUGUAAACCAUGGAUCACAUGAUGACGCGUAUAAGAUAAUAGACCGAAUGCUUGAAACGGAUCUCAUUGCUUGGAAUUCAAUGAUCCGAGUUUAUGCUGAAAAUGAAUGCUUUGAUGAAGCUCUAGCUCUCUUUUAUCAGUUACAAGCUCGAGGAACGAAGCCCAACGAGCUGACAGUCAUGAGCCUCCUCCCUGUAUGUGCUCAGAUUGCCUCCAUUCAUUUGUUGAGGCAGUGUCAUGGAUAUACAGUCAGAACUUGCUUUGAGGAUGUUAUACUAAAUGCUUCUCUUUUAGAUGUGUAUGCGAAAUGUGGAAGCAUAGCGUAUGCUUAUAAUCUUUUCCAGUUGAGUCCGCAUAAGGAUCUGGUGAUGUUCACCGCAAUGGUUGGUGGUUUUGCUAUGCAUGGUAUGGGGGAAGAAGCACUUAAAAUUUUCCAUCACAUGAUUUCAUUGGGUGUAAAACCGGAUCAUGUUGUCAUCACUUGUGUGUUGUCUGCCUGCAGUCAUGCUGGCCUCGUGAAUGAAGGAUUAGAGAUAUUUGACUCCAUACAGAACGUUCACAGAAUGACGCCAACUAUGGAACAGUAUGCUUGCCUAGUGGAUCUCCUUGCUCGGGGAGGUCGAGUGAAUGAUGCGUACUCUUUCGUGACUCAGAUGCCUGUUAAAGCUAAUGCGAAUGUUUGGGCGACCUUGUUGGGUGCAUGUAGGACUCACCAUGAAGUGGAAUUGGGUCGAGCUGUGGCAGACCAUCUUUUUAAAAUUGAAGCCAAUGACGUGGGGAACUACAUUGUGCUGUCAAAUAUUUAUGCUGCAAAUGCCAGGUGGGAUGGUGUUUUGGAGAUGAGAAAGCUCAUGAAAACAAGAGAUCUGAGAAAGCCUGCUGGAUGCAGCUGGAUUGAAGUGGAUAGGAGAAAAAAUGUGUUUAUAGCUGGAGACUACUCUCAUCCGGAAAGAAGCAUUAUAUUCGGCAUUUUAAGUACCAUGGAUCAACAAAUCAAGGAGAGGCUUGCUGGCUCCUCUGUUGACAUGCUACUCAAUCCCACUUAAUGCCUAACAUUGUUGAGCAAACUUAAUUUGAAUGCCUUGAGUAAAUUUGAAUCCUCAAGGACACUUCAUGCCAUUUGUUUCUCUUGGCUAAGUUGGUCACUCCAUUGUUCCUUUACUCCCACUGGAUGGAAGGAAUUGUCAUGGUGAUGAUUGAUUCUCAACAAUACAUUUAUUGGAUGUUGAGAAUAUGAGUGAUCCUAGUUUGACAGGAAAGCAAAAAAGUGGCCUUUUGCUUCUUAAAUCACAAACAAACAGUCCCUCAAUCUUAAAAUAGGGAAGCAGAAAAUGCUUAUCUGAAGAAGCUUGGACAGUCUUGAAGUCCCUUGUGUUUGUGGACUGAAACUCAUAUUCAAUACAAAUUGCAGCUCAAUUAUGGAAAGCUUCGAGAAAUUUGAAGUAGGGGUUCCCAGCGGACUUAAGAUGGCAUCAGAAUUGGUGAUUGAUUUGGAGAGUGAGGAAUGUUGGUCUGUUGAUGAACCAGGUUUGAAGUGGAUGGUGGGUUUAACUAUCUUAAGCUUCUGCCUUGUGCAGCACUGCCUUCUCUCAUGCAGUGAAACUGUUGGCCUCUUUGUCUUCAUGCUCCCAACUCUGUCGAGAGAGCCUUCCUGUGAUGCAUCAGUUUCUGAUGGACCUGUUAAGCGCUGUACAAUCUCUCGGAAAGUGUUUGUGUCGGUUUGUACAAAUGUGGUUGCAGGCCUAGAAACAGCUGCACCUGGUGUUGCUGGCUUCUCCAUGGAAGUUCACUUCUGGAAUGGAAACAGAAGUCUUCUCCCUAUCUCCAGUUGAGGCUUUUUCACCGUGCUAAGGAAGCACCAGCAAAAACUAUCAUUCUGAAGUCAAGGAAGCUUUGGUUUUCAUAUUUAAUUGCCCUCCUGUUGUCAACAUCUGUCAAGUGUCAUAUGCAGAUUGGGUUGUGUUGAAAGCUGGUGAAGAGACCUAAAAAAUGUAGGAAUGCAUUGUUUCACUACCACUAUAAUCUCUGAUCUUUUUGAUUGGAUACCAUCAAGAUCAGAUCGGACAAUUGACUUAGUAUUAUAGUGGAGUUGGUAUUUCUUGACUUCACCGGCAUCUGAACAGUGGGAUCAACAUGAAGGCCAUGAACUAGCACAUGGAAUUAGGCAGAGCAAAAUUCAAAAUCAUUUCAGUUAAAUUAGUGGCAUGAAGGUAGGCUUCCUAAAAUAAUGAAGGUUGGCAUUGAGGGUGCAGAAGGAGAAACAUUGAGUUGUGCAGAUGAAAUAAAGAGCAUAUUGGGGAAAAAGUCUGGGAAGAAAGACUCUGGUGACAUUUUUCUCUUCUUGUUAAUCAAUUAUUAGCAGCUCUAGCAUCCCAGUUGGUGAUGCAUCGAGACCCUGCACAUCUUCCAUCAACUGGGCAAUCACAAAGUAUCGACGAUCUACGGGCACGGUGGAUACAGCAAUGCAACUCAAAAUGUGAUCCGAAGACGGAGUUAAAUGUGACACAUUGAAGACAAACAGAAAAUGGAAGUGAAUGAAUCGUACCUUGGGAGGGAUGGACUCUGAGGAUCGAUGGCGGGGAGAGCCGUGAGAAAGGGAAGUGUUUAAAGGGCGUGGAUGCAGUCAUGCAUCCCUUCAACCAUGUGUGAAUGCCUUAACCAAAA
Eucalyptus grandis is the source of this 4732-nucleotide messenger RNA. RefSeq names its product putative pentatricopeptide repeat-containing protein At5g08490. NCBI's taxonomy places the organism in Eukaryota, Viridiplantae, Streptophyta, Magnoliopsida, Myrtales, Myrtaceae. Gene Ontology annotation, molecular function: RNA binding; protein binding. The record is from RefSeq and is a predicted model, not a curated record. Bases 463 to 3114 code for a protein of 883 amino acids. The transcript is spliced from 6 exons. Gene Ontology annotation, biological process: RNA modification.